Molecule: messenger RNA, 1477 nt
Organism: Ectocarpus sp. CCAP 1310/34
Lineage: Eukaryota; Phaeophyceae; Ectocarpales; Ectocarpaceae
Source: the annotation of a GenBank genome assembly
GCUACGGCAAGCGGGGCAAAAAGGAAGGCUGUCUGAGGAAAGAUCACUACAGCAGGCCGGUUCCCGCAUGCUGGGUUUGGUCACGCUCACGCUCCCGGCUCUGCAGGACUGGGGGUUCCGUGGAAUGGGACAGCGCUGGGCGUUGUCGUUGCUGUGCUUGCAGUCCAUCCGUGUCCUUCUCGACCAGCCACUCCCGGUUCCGCAGCCGCAGUCCGGCGGAGCUGCGUCGGAGUAUAUUUCCGUGGCUCGGGCGCUGAAAGCCGACGCCUCGCUCGCCGUGGCGCAAGACUUGUCGCUAGGGACGGCGGUGGCCGCGUGUAUGAGCCUUCUGGUGGCGGCAGCGGUGGCAGCGGCCGGGGUAAAUGGCGAGAGCGGCAGCGAGCAAGACGAGCUGGCAGCAGCAGGCUUCCCGAAGUCGCUUCUACCCGUGGACUAUUCGAAGGCGUUUUCGGCGUUGCAGGAUGACGGGGACAGCCCCCUCGACAUGGUCACUGCCCUCGCACAGGAAUCGCUGGUGAUCCUCGAGCGCGUCCUGACGGAAAAUACUUACCAUUCAGAGGCCGUCGGCGGCAGCACCCCCAGCGACGGCGCCCCUUCUUUCGUCAUGGCGGCGCCGGGGUCGUCAGGCUCGGCCGCGUCGGCGGUGGUGUCCGGGGCGGCGGGACUGUUGUUGCGGUCGGCGGAAGCGGGAGGGUUCGUCACAGGGUGGCCUUUUGUGUCGGGCACUCCGGGAAGCGAGGUCCCCUCGUUCGCCGUGGUAGCCGCGGCGCUGUCGUCCUUCCCCCCCCGCCGCCUCGCCUCCGACCCCUCAUCCCUGGACCCCUGUGCCGAGCGACUCCCCGCCCUCGCCAACUCAACGCUCGCAUCCCUCGUGCGGAGCGGCUUCCCCUUCAACGGCGACGCCGCCUCUGUGCCGAUGGCUUCGGCGGCGGUGCCGCCGCCGCCGCCGAUCUGGGCGGGGGUACCUACGGCCGCCGGGCCUAACGACGGGGGCGGAGGCGGGUUUGUUCGGCCCCUCGCGGAUUCCCUCAGCCCCGACGAUGCCUACCAUCUGCGGCAGGCGCUGGUCGCCGCCAUGUCUUCACAGGACCCCGACAAGCCGGUGGGAGGCGGCGGUGUCGCAAUCGAGGAGAAGAGGGCGGCGGCCCUCGGUCUCCUCUUGUCCGCGGUCAGGGAACAGCCGGCGUUGGUUGUGGUUCUGUUCUGGGCACAGCCGUCGCCACCGCGGAAAGCAGGGGCGACGCCGAAUGUUUCGUCGACGCCCUCCCCCCCUGCCGGUGACGGCGAGACGCCGGCCGUUGUGGGAAGCGCGGCGCUGUCGGGGGCGGUGUUGUCGGUGCUCAAGGCGCUUUCGGUCGAGCUGGCGGACGGGCAGCGCGGGCUUGCCGGCGGCAGCGAGCCCUUGGUGAUGGCACUGGAGCUGGUGUUGGGGCUGUGGCACGCGGAGGGCGUGGGUCGUCUGGGACAGUGCGGUUGA